GAAACAGAGAGGAGAAGCUGCCCAAGUGGAAGCUCCAUUAUUGUUUCUUCUGUAACCAGCAAAGCUUCCCCAGCAAAGCUUGCUCUACUUGAGCGAUGGCCAAGGAGCGACGAGAGGGGGAGGUCUGCCUCCCUUCCGACUUCCUUUGCGACGAUCAUUUCCUCGAGGAGAAGAGAAGGCGAGACGAUUGCUUCUGGAGGAGUUCGCCAUGAAUCUCGACUGGCCGGCGGAGGACGAAUGCCCCUGCAUGACCGGGCUAGCUUGGCAGAUGCCUGGCUCCUUCCUCGGCGACACUAAAUAUUGUGACGGGAGGUAUGGAUUCACGACCGGUUCCCAUGGAACCGCUCUCCGCGGUCGGUUCAUCUCGGAGAAGAAGGAAAGCCUCGACGCUCCUUCGUUAGUUGCCCUGCCGCCUGCGCUGUCUUUCUCAGAUCAUUGCGAGACCGCCAAUAGCGGCCACUGCACGUCCCCCGUCCCCAUCCACUUGCAGCGGUUUCAGGCAACUCAGCUGAAGCAGCAGCAGCAGCUGAUGAGACAACGGUUGUUCGCAGCGUGGGCAAGGCAGAGUGAAGCAAAAGGAGCCGUGCAUUCCCACAACCGUGGCCGCCCCACGGGACUGUCUUCUUCCGCACGCCGUCCUCUCCAAAUGCAGCAGCAGCAACCGCAGCCUGGAUCUGGGAUGAGAGCUGUCUUCCUCAGCAGCCCCAGCGCGAGGAGAGAAUCCGCCGGAACCGGCGUCUUCCUGCCACGCGUCGGCGGCGACAAGUCCGAGCCGCCAAAGAAACCAGAUUUUGGACGGAUGUAAAUGACUCGUAUCGCUCAGCUCUCACAGCUCCUCUUUGCUAUGGGUGGUUGCAGCAGCUUACUCCACUGUGCUUGUGCCGGAAAGAGUGGUCCAGGCGCUGAAUCUAAAUCUGGAGGAGAUGGGAGGGAAGCCAUACUCGGUCCUCGACCAUGGCAAGUCGCUCUCUGUUCAUUCCACACUCACUCUCAAAAGAUUGCACCAGUUGACCAAAUCCUAUUCUCCUCCUAAACGCACGUCUUGUGCUUCGACAGAUGCUCUCAUAAGCCGACGAGACGCAGUGCUUUCACAUCAGAAAAGGAACCACCGGCUUCCCCACCCAACUCCUCCUGCGAUCCGUGAGAUCAGACUCCCCCAUGACUGGACCUACUGAUACAUGCCCUAUACAUCACAACAGCAGCUGCAAUAAGGUUGGCAGCUCUAUUGAUCCUUAUUGUGUUGGCAGCCCAAUUGGUUGCACCCUCUAUAGCAGUGGACAAAUUUGUAUUACCAUCAUGUCUUGAAUUGUAUGUGAGAUACAUACAUACAAACAAAUGUUGCAGAAUCCAUGUUCAGAAGAAGAACUUGUGUGUAGUGCUUGUCAAAAGCAUAUUACUAUGGGGGCUCUUUAUCUGA
Musa acuminata AAA Group (dessert banana) is the source of this 1417-nucleotide messenger RNA. RefSeq lists its product as uncharacterized. Lineage: Eukaryota; Viridiplantae; Streptophyta; Magnoliopsida; Zingiberales; Musaceae. Bases 209 to 805 code for a protein of 198 amino acids. The transcript is spliced from 4 exons. The record is from RefSeq and is a predicted model, not a curated record.